Acanthosepion pharaonis is the source of this 8115-nucleotide messenger RNA. The record is from the annotation of a GenBank genome assembly. Lineage: Eukaryota; Metazoa; Mollusca; Cephalopoda; Sepiida; Sepiidae.
AUGUAUUGUCUACCUCUCCUCAUUCUCUUUAUCCCUCACUCAUUCCUCACUGUCUCUGUCUCAUGUGUGUCUACCUCUCCUCAUUCUCUUUAUCCCUCACUCAAUCACUCCUGUCUCUGUCUCAUGUGUUGUCUACCUCUCACUCAUUCUCUUUAUCCCUCUAUCAAUGACUCCUGUCUCUACCCUCAUAUAUUGUCUACAUUUCAUUCUCUAUUUCUCACUCAUUCUCUUCCCCACUUCCAUUCUCUGUCUCUGUCUCAUGUAUUGUCUACCUCUCACUCAUUCUCUUUAUCCCUCCUCCAAUCACUCACUGUCUCUGCCUCAUGUAAUGUCUACCUCUCCUCAUUCUCUUUGUGCCUCACUAAAUCUUUCAUUGUCUCUGCCUCGUGUAUUGUCUGCCUCUCCUCAUUCUCUUUAUCCUUCUCAUUUUCACUCACUGUCUCUGCCUCAUUCAUUGUCUACCUCUCACUCAUUCUCUUUAUCCCUCCUCAUUCCUCACUGUCUCUGCCUCAUGCAUUGUCUACCUCUCCUCAUUCUCUUUAUCCUCCUCCAAUCACUCCUGUCUCUGCCUCAUGUAUUGUCUACUUCUCACUCAUUCUCUUUAUCCCUCACUCAUUCCUCACUGUCUCUGUCUCAUGUGUUGUCUACCUCUCACUCAUUCUCUUUAUCCCUCACUCAAUCACUCUGUCUCUGCCUCAUGUAAUGUCUGCCUCUCACUCAUUCUCUUUAUCCCUCCUCAAUCACUCCUGUCUCUGCCUCAUGUGUUGUCUCUCACUCAUUCUCUUUGUCCCACUCAAUGACUCACUGUCUCUGCCUCAUGUAUUGUCUACCCUCUCCUCAUUCUCUCUAUCCCUCCCUCAAUCCUCCCACUGUCUCUGCCUCACUAUUGCCAAUCACUCAUUAUCUUUAUCCCUCUCAAUCCUCACCGUCUCUGCCUCGUGUUGUCUACCUCUCACUCAUUCUCUUUAUCCACUCACUCAAUCCUCCCUGUCUCUGCCUCAUGUGUCUCUAUUUCUCUUUACCUCAAUCACUCACUGUCUCUGCCUCGUGUAUUGUCUACCUCUCAUUCUCUUUAUCCCUCAAUCCUCCUCCACUGUCUCUGCCUCAUGUAUUUGUCUACCUCUCCUCAUUCUCUUUAUCCCUCCUCAAUCACUCUGUCUCUGCCUCAUGUAUUGUCUACCUCUCUCAUUCUUUAUCCCUCCUCCAUUCACUCACUGUCUCUGUCUCAUGUAUUGUCUACCUUUCACUCAUUCUCUUUAUCCCUCACUCAAUCACUCAAUGUCUCUGCCUCAUGCAUUGUCUACUUCACACUCAUUCUCUUUAUCACACACUCAAUCACUCAAUGUCUCUGCCUCAUGCAUUGUCUACCUCUCACUCAUUUUCUUUAUCCCUCACUCAUUCACUCACUGUCUCUGUCUCUGUCUCAUUUAUUGUCUACCUCUCACUCAUUCUCUUUAUCUCUCACUCAUUCACUCACUGUCUCUGUCUCUGUCUCAUGUUUUGUCUAUUUCUCCUCAUUCUCUUUUAUCCCUCACUCAAUCCUCUGUCUCUGCCUCAUGCAUUUGUCUACCUCUCACUCCAUUCUCUUUAUCCCUCACUCAAUCCUCCUGUCUCUGCCUCGUGUGUGUCUACCUCUCCACUCAUUCCAAUCCUUCACUCAUUCCUCACUGUCUCUGCCUCAUUCAUUUGUCUACCUCUAACUCAUUCUCUUUAUCCCUCCCUCAAUCACUCACUGUCUCUGCCUCAUGCAUUGUCUACCUCUCCUCAUUCUCUUUCCCCUCACUCAAUCACUCACUGUCUCUGCCUCAUGCAUUGUCUACUUCUCCUCAUUCUCUUUAUCCACACUCAAUCACUCCUGUCUCUGUCUCAUGUAUUGUCUACCUCUCUCAUUCUCUUUAUCCCUCACUCAAUCACUCCUGUCUGCCUCAUGUAUUGUCUGCCCUCUCAUUCUCUUUAUCCCUCACUCAAUCCUCAAUGUCUCUGCCUCAUGUGUUGUCUACCUCUCCUCAUUCUCUUUAUCCCUCCUCAAUCACUCACUGUCUCUGUCUCAUGUGUUGUCUACCUCAUUCUCUUUAUCCCUCCUCCAAUCACUCACUGUCUCUGCCUCAUGUAUUGUCUACCUUUCCUCAUUCUCUUUUAUCCCACACUCAAUCCUCACUGUCUCUCUGCCUCAUGCAUUGUCUACUUCUCACUUAUUCUCUUUAUCCCUCCUCUCAAUCACUCACUGUCUCUGUCUCAUGUAUUGUCUACCUUUCACUCAUUCUCUUUAUCCCACCUCAAUCACUCCUGUCUCUGCCUCAUGUAUUGUCUACCUCUCACCCCCCAUUCUCUUUAUCCCCUCAUUCAAUCACUGUCUCUGUCUCUGUCUCAUUUUGUCUACCUCUCUCCUCAUUCUCUUUAUCCUUCACUCAUUCCUCCUGUCUCUGCUCUGCCUCAUUGUCUACCUCUCCUCAUUUCUUUUAUCCCUCCUCAAUCUCACUGUCUCUGCCUCAUGUAUUGUCUACCUCUCACUCAUUCUCUUUAUCCCUCCCUCAAUCCUCACUGUCUCUGCCUCAUGUAUUGUCUACCUCACUCAUUCUCUUUAUCCCCACACUCAAUCCUCACUGUCUCUGCCUCGUGUAUUGUCUACCUCUCACUCAUUUCUUUAUCCUCACUCCUUCACUCCUGUCUCUGCCUCUCUUGUCAUUUGUCUACCUCUCCUCAUUCUCUUUAUCCCUCACUCAAUCUCACUCACUGUCUCUGCCUCAUGUUGUCUACCUCUCCUCAUUCUCUCUUUAUCCUCACUCAAUCACUCACUGUCUCUGCCUCAUGUAUUGUCUACCUCUCUCAUUCUCUUUAUCCCCUCACUCAAUCACUCAAUGUCUCUGCCUCAUGUUGUCUCCACCUCUCACUCAUUCUCAUCCCUCACUCAAUCACUCACUGUCUCUGUCUCUGCCUCUCAUGUUGUCUACUACUCUCAUUCUCUUUAUCCCUCUUUUCACUGUCUCCCUCAUGUGUUGUCUACCUCUCACUCAUUUCUUUAUCCCCCACUCAAUCACUCACUGUCUCUGCCUCAUGCAUUGUCUACUUCUCACUCAUUCUCUUUAUCCCUCACUCAAUCACUCUGUCUCUGCCUCAUGUAUUGUCUACCUCUCCUCAUUCUCUUUGUCCCUCACUCAAUCUCCUGUCUCUGCCUCAUGUAUUGUCUACCUCUCAUUCUCUCUUUAUCCCUCACUCAAUCCUCCUGUCUCUGCCUCAUGUAUUGUCUACCUCUCAUUUCUUUAUCCCUCACUCAAUCACUCACUUCUCUCCUCAUGUCUGUCUCUGUCAUUCAUUUAUCCCCACUUAAUCACUCACUGUCCUCCUCUAUUUCUACCUCCUCUCUUUAUCCCUCACUCAAUCACUCACUGUCUCUGCCUCAUGCAUUGUCUACCUCUCAUCUCAUUCUCUCUUUAUCCCUCACUCAAUCACUGUCUCUGUCUCAUGUGUUGUCUGUCUCUCAUUCUCUGUGUCACUCAUCACCGUCUCUGUCUCUGUCUACCUCUCACUCAUUUCUUUAUCUCUCACUCAUUCACUCACUGUCUCUGUCUCUGUCUCAUGUUUUGUCUACCUCUCAUUCAUUCUCUUUAUCCCUCACUCAUUCACUCACUGUCUCUGUCUCUGUCUCAUGUAUUGUCUACCUCUCACUCAUUCUCUUUAUCCCUCCACUCAAUCUCUCAUGUAUUGUCUCUGCCUCAUGCAUUGUCUACCUCUCUCCCUCAUUCUCUUUAUCCCUCCUCAAUCACUCCUGUCUCUGCCUCAUCCAUUGUCACUAAUCACCACCUCUCCCUCAUUCUCUUUAUCCCCUCCUCAAUCACUCACUGUCUCUGCCUCAUGUGUCUACCUACCUCUCAUUCUCUUUCUCCCUCCCUCAAUCAUUCUUAUCCCUGUCUCUGCCUCAUGUAUUGUCUACCAUCUCAUUCUCUUUAUCCCUCCUCAAUCACUCACUGUCUCUGCCUCAUGUAUUGUCUACCUCUCCUCAUUCUCUUUAUCCUCAAUCCUCACUGUCUCUGCCUCAUGUAUUGUCUACAUCCUCUCAUUCUCUUUAUCCCUCACUCAAUCCCUCCAAUGUCACUGUCUCUGUAUUGUCUCAUCUCAUUCUGUUUAUCCCUCUCACUCAUUCUCAUGUUUAUCCUUCCAUUCUCUUUAUCCUCACUAAUCACUGUCUCUGCCUCAUGCAUUGUCUACCUCUCACUCAUUCUCUUUAUCCCUCACUCAAUCACUCACUGUCUCUGCCUCAUGUAUUGUCUACCUCUCACUCAUUCUCUUUAUCCCUCACUCAAUCACUCACUGUCUCUGCCUCAUGUAUUGUCUACCUCUCACUCAUUCUCUUUAUCCCUCACUCAAUCACUCACUGUCUCUGCCUCAUGUAUUGUCUACCUCUCAUUCUCUUUAUCCCUCACUCAAUCACUCACUGUCUCUGCCUCAUGCCUCAUUGUCUACCUCUCAUUCUCUUUAUCCCCUCACUCAUUCACUCACUGUCUCUGUCUCAUGUAUUUGUCUACCUCACUCAUUCUCUUUAUCUCCACUCACUGUCUCUGCCUCAUUUGUCUAUCAUUCUCUUUAUCCCCCAUUCAAUCACUCUCUGUCUCUGCCUCAUGUAUUGUCUACCUCUCACUCAUUCUCUUUAUCCCUCACUCAAUCACUCACUGUCUCUGCCUCAUGUCUCUACUUCUCAUUCUCAUUCUCUUUUAUCUCUCUCAAUCACUCUUUCUGUCUCUGUCUCUUUAUUGUCUACCUCUCACUCAUUCUCUUUAUCCCUCACUCAUUCACUCACUGUCUCUGCCUCAUGUAUUGUCUACCUCUCCUCAUUCUCUUUAUCCUCCACUCAAUCACUCACUGUCUCUGCCUCAUGUAUUUGUCUACCUCCUCUCAUUCUCUUUAUCCCUCACUCAAUCCUCCUGUCUCUGUCUCAUGUAUUGUCUACCUUUCCUCAUUCUCUUUAUCCCUCCUCAAUCCUCAAUGUCUCUGCCUCAUGCAUUGUCUACCUCACUCAUUCUCUUUAUCACACACUCAAUCACUCCUGUCUCUGCCUCAUGCAUUGUCUACCUCUCACUCAUUUCUUUAUCCUCCUCAUUCACUCACUGUCUCUGUCUCUGUCUCAUUUUGUCUACCUCUCAUGUAUUGUCUACAUUCUCUCUUUAUCCCUCACUCAUUCACUCACUGUCUCUGUCUGAAUUGUCUCCUCUGUCUCUAUUUCCCUUUAUUGUCCUGCAUUUUGUCUCACUCCAUUCUCUUUAUCCCUCACUCAAUCACUCACUGUCUCUGCCUCAUGUAUUGUCUACGUUUCACUCAUUCUCUUUAUCCUCACUCAAUCACUCACUGUCUCUGCCUCAUCAUUGUCUAUUUCUCUCUCAUUCUCUUUAUCCCUCUCAAUCCUCACUGUCUCUCUGUUGUAUUGUCUACCUUUCACUCAUUCUCUUUAUCCCUCACUCAAUCACUCACUGUCUCUCAUGUGUUGUCUACCUCUCCUCCAUUCUCUUUAUCCCUCACUCAAUCACUCCUGUCUCUCUGUCUCUGUCUCAUUUAUUGUCUACCUCUCCUCAUUCUCUUUAUCCCUCACUCAAUCACUCACUGUCUCUGCCUCAUGUAUUGUCUACCUCUCACUCAUUCUCUUUAUCCCUCACUCAAUCCUCACUGUCUCUGCCUCAUGUCAUGUAUUGUCUACCUCUCACUCAUUCUCUUUCAAUCCUGUAUCUGCCCCUCAAUCACUCCUCCAUCUCUCUCUCUCAUGUAUUGUCUCCUCACUCAUUCUCUUUAUCCCACACUCAAUCACUCAAUGUCUCUGCCUCAUGUAUUGUCUACCUCUCACUCAUUUUUCUUUAUCCCUCACUCAUUCCUCACAUCUGUCUCUGUCUCAUCUUUUAUUGUCUACCUCUCACUCAUUCUCUUUAUCUCCACUCAUUCACUCCCCUGUCUCACUGUCUCUGUCCUCAUGUUUUGUCUACCUCUCACUCAUUCUCUUUAUCCCUCACUCAUUCACUCCACUGUCUCUGCCUCAAUGUCAUUGUCUAUCCUCUCCUCAUUCUCUUUAUCCCUCACUCAAUCACUCACUGUCUCUGCCUCAUGUAUUGUCUACCUCUCACUCAUUCUCUUUAUCCCCUCACUCCAAUCACUCACUGUCUCUGCCUCAUGUAUUGUCUCUCAUUUCACUCAUUUCUCUUUAUCCCUCACUCAAUCACUCACUGUCUCUGCCUCAUGUAUUGUCUACCUCUCUCAUUCUCUUUAUCCCUCACUCAAUCACUCCACUGUCUCUGUCUCAUGUAUUGUCUACCUCUCCUCAUUCUCUUUAUCCCUCUCUUUUAUCAAUCACUCACUGUCUCUGCCUCAUGUAUUGUCUACCUCUCACUCAUUCUCUUUAUCCCUCACUCCAAUCACUCACUGUCUCUGCCUCAUGUAUUUGUCUACCUCUCUCAUUCUCUUUAUCCUCACUCAAUCACUCACUGUCUCUGCCUCAUGUAUUGUCUAUCCCUCUCAACUCAUUCUGUCCCUCACUCAAUCACUCACUGUCUCUGCCUCAUGCAUUGUCUACUUCUCACUCAUUCUCUUUAUCCCUCACUCAAUCACUGUCUGUCUCUGCCUCAUGUAUUGUCUACCUCUCUCAUUCUCUUUAUCCCUUACUCAAUCACUCACUGUCUCUGCCUCAUGUAUUGUCUACUCUCUCAUUCUCUUUAUCCCUCACUCAAUCCUCACUGUCUCUGUCUCUGUCUCAUGUUUUGUCUACCUCUCUCAUUUCUCUUUAUCCCUCACUCAAUCCUCCUGUCUCUCUGUCUCUGUCUCAUUUAUUGUCUACCUCUCACUCAUUCUCUUUAUCUCUCACUCAUUCACUCACUGUCUCUGUCUCUGUCUCAUGUUUUGUCUACCUCUCACUCAUUCUCUUUAUCCCUCACUCAUUCACUCACUGUCUCUGCCUCAUGCAUUGUCUACUUCUCACUCAUUCUCUUUAUCCCUCACUCAAUCACUCACUGUCUCUGCUUCAUGCAUUGUCUACCUCUCACUCAUUCUCUUUAUCCCACACUCAAUCACUCACUGUCUCUGCCUCAUGCAUUGUCUACCUCUCACUCAUUCUCUUUAUCCCUCACUCAAUCACUACCUGUCUCUGCCUCGUGUAUUUUCUACCUCUCACUCAUUCUCUUUAUCCCUCACUCAAUCACUCACUGUCUCUGCCUCAUGUAUUGUCUACCUCUCACUCAUUCUCUUUAUCCCUCACUCAAUCACUCACUGUCUCUGCCUCAUGUAUUGUCUACCUCUCACUCAUUCUCUUUAUCCCUCACUCAAUCACUCACUGUCUCUGCCUCAUGCAUUGUCUACUUCUCACUCAUUCUCUUUAUCCCACACUCAAUCACUCACUGUCUCUGCCUCACGUAUUGUCUACCUCUCACUCAUUCUCUUUAUCCCUCACUCAAUCACUCACUGUCUCUGCCUCAUGUAUUGUCUACCUCUCACUCAUUCUCUUUAUCCCUCACUCAUUCACUCACUGUCUCUGCCUCAUGCAUUGUCUACUUCUCACUCAUUCUCUUUAUCCCUCACUCAAUCACUCACUGUCUCUGUCUCAUGUAUUGUCUACCUCUCACUCAUUCUCUUUAUCCCUCACUCAAUCACCCAAUGUCUCUUCCUCAUGCAUUGUCUACUUCUCACUCAUUCUCUUUAUCCCACACUCAAUCACUCACUGUCUCUGCCUCGUGUAUUGUCUACCUCUCACUCAUUCUCUUUAUCCCUCACUCAAUCACUCACUGUCUCUGCCUCAUGUAUUGUCUACCUCUCACUCAUUCUCUUUAUCCCUCACUCAAUCACUCACUGUCUCUGCCUCAUGUAUUGUCUAUCUCUCACUCAUUCUCUUUAUCCCUCACUCAAUCACUCACUGACUCUGCCUCAUGUAUUGUCUACCUCUCACUCAUUCUCUUUAUCCCUCACUGUCUCUGCCUCAUGUAUUGUCUACCUCUCACUCAUUCUCUUUAUCCCUCACGCAAUCACUCACUGUCUCUGUUUCAUGUAUUGUCUACCUCUCACUCAUUCUUUUUCUCACUCUCUAGCUCACUGUCUCUCUCUUUCAAUUAUUUUCUAACUCUCACUCAUUAUCUGUCGCUCACUGACUGA